Penicillium arizonense is the source of this 702-nucleotide messenger RNA. RefSeq lists its product as uncharacterized. The coding region runs from base 1 to 702 and encodes 233 amino acids. Gene Ontology annotation, molecular function: monooxygenase activity; heme binding; iron ion binding. Lineage: Eukaryota; Fungi; Ascomycota; Eurotiomycetes; Eurotiales; Aspergillaceae. The record is from RefSeq and is a predicted model, not a curated record. The transcript has 5 exons.
AUGAAGAAAGUACUUUCUGAUCGAGAUAUCGCCUCUUGGUUCAUUGAAGACUAUGAAAAACAUAGAUCAGACCCUACCCGAGCGCGAUGGUUGAGUGGUGAUACUGCUACACUAGUCGUAGCUGGCAGCGACACAACUGCCCCGAGCCUAACACUUCUAUUCUACUUCCUCGCCCGAUACCCCGACCACGCCGAGAAAAUCCACGAAGAACUACAAGAGAUCAAUAUAGAAGACCCAGCACUUCUAUCAACCCUCUCCCACCUGAACGGAACGAUAAACGAAGCAAUGCGCCUCCUACCAGCAGUCCUAACAUUCAGCUCUCGAGUAACACCACCAGAAGGCCUAGUAAUUUGCGGAAUAUUCAUCCCAGGAAACACGAAAGUCUGUGCGCCACGGUAUACAAUUGGUCGACUCGAGACCGCGUAUGUCAACCCCCACGACUUCAUUCCGGAGCGGUGGUACAGCCGACCAGAGCUGAUUAAGGACAAGAGGGCUUUUGCUCCUUUUGGUAUUGGACGAACGAGCUGUGUUGGGCGUCAUUUGGCACUUGCACAGAUUCGUCUUCUUGCUGCUGCAUUAGUAUCUCGGUAUCGGGUCCGAUUUGCGCCCGGUGAAAAUUGGGGUGAGGCAGUCGAAAGGGAUAUGAGGGAUCAGCUUACUGCUCAGCCUGGGCCUUGUCGGCUUGUUUUUGAGCGUCGGUGA